GCCCCGCCGCGCGCCCUAAUUGGCUAGCGGCGGCAGCGCCCGGCUGGCGGGAAGUUCACGAGCGCGCCAUGGAGAACGUCUUGGACGUGCGGGAGCAGCUGCUGAGCUGGGAGCGCUCGUUCCUGCAGCUACACGGACGGCGGCCGGGCCAGGAGGACGUGGACGCGGCGCCCGAGGAGACCCGAGCGCUCUACAGAGAAUACCGCGCCCUGAAGAAGACCUCGCGCCGUGCCGGCGGCGUCGGACCCCACGAUCCCCAGCAGCCGCUUCCGGCCCCUGCAGAGCAGGGGUCUGCGCCCAGCUCUUGGGGUUCCCACCUGAAUAGGGCUGCAACCCAGAGGCCCCGUCGGGCUCCAGGAUCCAGAUCUCAUGGGUUACCACCGGACUAUGGGAAAAGGCUCAAGGCUAACUUCCAGGCGGCCCUUCAGGCAAGGCCAGCCGUGGGCCACCAGUCCCUGUCUCUACCAGGAACUUCAUCCAAGUUGUCCUCCCCAGAACCACCACACACAGAGCCUGCUGGUUUCCUCAGGGGCCCCCCGCAGCCUUCCAGAUCCCAGCCGAAGCCAGGCCGACCAGAGCAGCUGCGGGCAUCCCUGAGCCUGAGGCUUGGCUCCCUGGAUCCCGAUUGGCUGCAGCGGUGUGACAGGGAAUCCCAGCUUGGCCCGGACACCAAAACAUCCCAGCCUUCAAUCUCCGCUCCCCACACUGGCCCUGAAAUGCCGGCACUGACUGGGGAGGCUCCAGUCUUGCAGACGGUGACCUCUCAACCCUGCAAAACUGAAGACAAGAAGAGGAGAUGGAGCAGGGAGCCUACGGGGGCUCAGGAAGACCAGGGCGCAGGAGGGUUCCCCACUCACUCUACUGGACCUGAACUGAUGGAUGAAGCCAGCCCUGGGGUGCCCACGCAGGCCCCAACCCUUCCUGCACACACAGCUCCCAGGCCCGCCAGGCACAAUCGGGGCAAUUACGUACGGCUAAACUUGAAGCAUAAGCGCUAUGUGCGGGGCCCAGCCCUGCGUGGCAGACUCCUCCGCCGGCAGGUAUGGAAGCAGAAAUGGCAAAAGAAAGAAGGUCUUGGCAGGGGUCGGCGCAGGCCCAUGAGCCAGGACUCUUGCUUUAAGUGUGGACAGUUUGGCCACUUGGGAUCUCGGUGUCCCCAGCAAGGUGGGUUUUGCCUUCACCCGGGUCGGGGUGUGGGCCAGGCUGCUGUACAGCUCCCCUCUGACCUCCCAGUUCCCUCUCUCUCAGACGCAGAAACCAGCGGCCCACAGUGUCCAGGGUCCCCACAGAGACCCCUGCCUGAAACACCCUGCUCAUCUCCCAUGCUACCAUUCUACCAGCCAGCACCCUCAGGGCAGGUGCCAGAGACGCCGGCCGAGGUCUUCCAGGCUCUGCACCAUCUGGGACACCAGGCUUUCCGCCCGGGGCAGGAACAGGCCAUCAUGCGGAUUCUGUGUGGCAUGUCCACGCUGCUGGUGCUGCCCACUGGGGCCGGCAAGUCCCUGUGCUACCAACUUCCUGCACUGCUGUACUUUCAACGCAGCCCCUGCCUCACGCUGGUUGUCUCGCCCCUCCUGUCACUCAUGGACGACCAGGUGUCUGGCCUGCCCCCAGGCCUGAAGGCUGCCUGCAUCCACUCCGGCAUGACCAGGAAACAGCGGGAGUCUGUACUAAAGAAGGCCCAGGCUGCCCAGCUGCAUGUGCUGAUGCUGUCACCCGAGGCACUGGUUGGGGGCCUGGCCUGCCUCCCCCAGCUGCCUGCGGUGGCAUUUGCCUGCCUGGAUGAAGUCCACUGCCUCUCACAGUGGUCCCACAAUUUCCGGCCCUCCUAUUUGCGUGUCUGCAAGGUACUGCGGGAGCAGGUGGGCGUGCACACCUUCCUGGGUCUCACAGCCACAGCCACGCGCAGCACCGCCCUCGACGUGGCCCAGCACCUGGGUGUAGCCAGCGGCCUGGCCCAGGGGCUCACUGCCAUCCCCAGCAACCUGCAGCUCUCUGUGUCCAUGGACAGAGACCCAGAUCAGGCGCUGGUGACACUGCUGCGGAGUGACCGUUUCCGUGCCCUGGACUCUGUCAUUGUCUACUGCAACAGGCGUGAGGACACAGAGCGGGUAGCUGCGCUGCUCCGCACCUGUCUGCCUGGGAUCCGAGGGCCUAGAGGCCAAGUCCUGGAUACCAUAGCAGAAGCCUACCACGCAGGCAUGAGCAGCCGCGAGCGGCGGCGGGUACAGCAGGCCUUCAUGGGGAGCCAGCUGCGGGUGGUGGUGGCGACAGUGGCCUUCGGGAUGGGCCUGGACCGGCCAGACGUGCGGGCCGUCCUGCACCUGGGGCUGCCCUCAAGCCUGGAGAGCUACGUGCAGGCUGUGGGCCGAGCUGGGCGCGACGGACAGCCAGCCCAGUGUCACCUGUUCCUGCAGCCUCAGGGCAAGGACCUGCAGGAGCUCCGCAGGCACGUGCACGCCCAGAGCACCGACUUCCUGGCGGUGAAGAGGCUGGUGCAGAGUGUCUUCCCACCCUGCCGCUGCCGCCAGCGGAGCGCGCCAGAGCCAGGGUCCCUGCAGAAGGUGGAGCAAGCCAGCGAGUCACAGGCAGCUCGGUGCCCAGGCCACAUGCGGGCCCUCCCGGUGCAGCCGAUGGUGCAGGCCCUGGACAUGCCUGAGGAGGCCAUUGAGACCCUGCUCAGCUACCUCGAGCUGCACCCCCAGCACUGGGUGGAGCUGCAGGCUCCCACCUACUCCCACUGCCACCUGCAGUGCCCCAGGGGCCCCGCCCAGCUGCAGGCCCUGGCUCGCAGGUGCCUGGUCUUAGCCGCCUGUGUGGCCCGUCAGACGCCCAAGAGCACACCUGGGGGGGGUGUAUCUCUGGACUUUGACAUGGUGGCGCUGGCAGACUCCAUGGGCUGGGAGCUGUGCCUGGUGCGGCGGGAGCUUCGGCAACUGCAGCGGGACCCCGAGCUGGGGACAGGGGCAUCCCAGGGCACUGGCGUGCUGGUGGAAUUCAGGCAGCUGGCCUUCUGCCUGCGUAGCCGGGGGGACCUGAGCCCCGAGGAGACAGACCACAUCUGCAGCUUCCUGUUUGGCCGAGUGCAGGCGCGGGAGCAGGAGGCUUUAUCACGGCUGCGUCGCACCUUCCAGACCUUCCACAGCGUGGCCUUUCCCAGCUGUGGGCCGUGCCUGGAGCAGCCCAACCAGGAGCGCAGCAGCCGACUCAAGGCCCUACUCAGCUGCUACUUUGAGGAAAAGGGGCCGGGGGUUUCGGAAGAGGAGCAGGGCCCUGGCCCAGAGCCAGGGCAAGUUCCGCUCGGAGAUUGGGAGGACCAGGUCUGCCGUGACAUCCGCCACCUCCUGUCCUCAUGGCCAGAGCAGCAGUUCUCUGGCAGGGCGGUGGCCCGCAUCUUGCAUGGCAUUGGAAGCCCUUGCUACCCAGCCGAGGUGUACGGGCGGGACCGGCGCUUCUGGAGAAAAUACCUGCACCUCAACUUCCACGUCCUGAUGCAGCUGGCCACCAAGGAAGUCCUGGCGUGGGGCCGCUGAGUGCCAGGAGUGGGGUGCGGGGAGGGGCCACGGUGUGUAAUAAAAGCUGCCAC
Molecule: messenger RNA, 3586 nt
Organism: Sorex fumeus (smoky shrew)
Lineage: Eukaryota; Metazoa; Chordata; Mammalia; Eulipotyphla; Soricidae
Gene: RECQL4
Product: RecQ like helicase 4
Exons: 22
Coding region: 69-3533 (1154 amino acids)
Biological process (GO): telomere maintenance; DNA replication; double-strand break repair via homologous recombination
Cellular component (GO): nucleus; cytoplasm; chromosome
Molecular function (GO): ATP binding; 3'-5' DNA helicase activity; four-way junction helicase activity
Source: RefSeq, a predicted model, not a curated record